AUGCCAGAGGGAUACCAGCAUGAGACUGUCAACCAAAAUCUCGACUUUAUUGAUCUUGAGACCACGAAUAACAUCGAGUCUCUAUGGCAUAAAUUCAAACAGGGGCAUAAGUCAGGUUAUGGGACGGAAAGGACACCGUUGAAUUCGUAUGUGGACGAAUUCGUAUGGAAAAAAUAUAUGGAGGUUUGCUUGGACUUUGAUCAAUUAUAA
This is a messenger RNA of Enterobius vermicularis (human pinworm), 210 nucleotides long. The record is from the annotation of a GenBank genome assembly. Lineage: Eukaryota; Metazoa; Nematoda; Chromadorea; Rhabditida; Oxyuridae.